ACUUCCUCCUGCUCGGGGCCGAAGACCCGCGGCAGUGAGCGGCGCUUCCAGAGCGCACCGGGCGGUGGCCAGACGGCCCCGGCCCAGCCUGCGAACGCCACUCCUGCGCUCCGAAGUCCGCCGUUCGCUUCUCUCUCCGGCCACCCGCAUGGACGCGGCGCCGAAGCGGAGCCGGCCGGAGGAGGCGGCCGAGCUCCCGCCGCCAGCCCGGGGGGAGGAGGAGGAGGAGGAGGAGGGGAUGGAGCCAGGGCUGGAGGAGGAGGAAGAAGUGGACCCCCGGAUACAGGGAGAACUGGAGAAGUUAAAUCAGUCCACGGAUGAUAUCAACAGAAGGGAGACUGAACUUGAGGACAUUCGUCAGAAGUUCCGCUCUGUUCUGGUUGAAGCGACAGUGAAACUGGAUGAACUGGUGAAGAAAAUUGGCAAAGCCGUGGAAGAUGCGAAGCCCUACUGGGAGGCAAGGAGGGUGGCGAGGCAGGCACAGCUGGAAGCCCAGAGAGCCACCCAGGACUUCCAAAGGGCCACGGAGGUGCUCCGUGCCGCCAAGGAGACCAUCUCCCUGGCUGAGCAGCGGCUGCUGGAGGAUGACAAGCGACAGUUCGACUCAGCCUGGCAGGAGAUGCUGAACCACGCCACCCAGAGGGUCAUGGAGGCGGAGCAGACCAAGACGAGGAGUGAGCUGGUACACAAGGAGACAGCGGCCAGGUACAACGCAGCCAUGGGCCGCAUGCGGCAGCUGGAGAAGAAACUCAAGAGAGCCAUCAGCAAGUCCAAGCCUUAUUUUGAACUCAAAUCAAAGUACUACCUGCAACUUGAGCAGCUGAAGAAGACAGUGGAUGAGCUGCAGGCCAAGCUGGCCCUGGCGAAGGGCGAGUACAAGACGGCCCUGAGGAACCUGGAGACCAUCUCGGAUGAGAUCCAUGAGCGGCGGCGCUCCAGUGCCAUGGGGCCCCGCGGGCGUGGCGUCGGCGCUGAGGGUGGCAGCACAGCCACUGAGGACCUGUCAGGGGGCAAGCCUGAGCCCGAUGCUGUUUCUGUGGCCUCCGAGGCCUUCGAAGAUGACAACUGCAGUACCUUCGUGUCUGAAGAUGACUCGGAAACCCAGUCUGUGUCCAGCUUCAGCUCAGGACCCACAAGUCCGUCCGAGAUGCCUGACCGGUGCCCUGUGGCCGUGAGGCCGGGCAGCUUGGACCUGCCCAGCCCUGUGUCCCUGUCGGAGUUCGGGAUGAUGUUCCCGGUGCUGGGACCUCGCAGCGAGUGCAGUGGGGCCUCCUCUCCUGAGUGCGAGGUGGAGCGAGGAGACAGGGCAGAAGGGGCAGAAAAUAAAACGAGUGACAAAGCCAGAAGUCAUCAGGGUCUCGGGAGCAGCAGCGGUGACAAUGGCAAGAGCCCGAGUGGCCCGUCCGAGGCCCGGGCCUUGGAGGACAGGAUGCGGCAGCUGUCCCUGCAGGGCUCCAAGGGCAGAGAUGAGGUCAUCGUGGACAUGAGCAUGGUGCAGGUUGGCUGAUCCAGCCGUGGCUCUGGCCUAAGCACAUAGCGAUAUUUAUACAUGAAACUGUACGGAGAGCAUUGUGCCAAUAAUCAUUUGAUGUAUGCCAAAUCCUAGCAUUUCCUCUAAACUGCACUAAUAACGUUUCAGUGACCUUGAGGGCAGAAGAUGUUUCUUCUGGGUGACAGCUCUUGGGCUGGAGCGUUUUUCAGCGCAGAGUUAUCGUUGCAGGUGGGCUGUGAGCAGGCCCACAGCCUUUGUAGGACGUUCCUUGUCACCGUGUCAUGGAAGCAAUAACUGGUCCCUGGGAAAGACCCCGAGUCAGGAAAAGGGAUGGGAAAUCGAGCCCGGCCAGGGUCAUCUGGGAAAAUGACCUGUUUUCUCCUUUAUAUCCCAAGGGAUCUAAAGGAAAAAAAUACAUGAGACAAAACUCAACACCUUUUUGACCCAGUGAAAGCUUUCCAAAAAAAAAAAAAAAAAAUCCGAGAACACAGUUCAUGUUCAUUAUCUCUGAUUUAUGGAGGGGGAUUUUAGAAGAGUAUAUUUGCUGGGACACCCAUUAAAAUCAUUUUCUAUAUAAGCUUACCAUGAGCUGCACUUUUUGGGGGUGGGAAAGGUGAAUGCUGGUCUGGGGGUGGGGAGGGGGACGAGGGCAGCAGGGGCCUGUCACAGAAGGGGGUUCGUGGCUGUUGGGGAGAAGGUUCUGUAGCAUAAACCUCAUCCCAUCAGCCAAGGGGACUUAUUCUAAGAGAAGUUGCAUGUGAGGAAUGGUUGCCAGUGUUCUAGAUCGACAAGGUGUUAAUUUCUCCAUAGGUUGUAACUUUAACAAUAAAUUAUGAUGCACUAGUAUUUCUUAGAGGAAACUGUUCCUUCCAGCUAGGAAAGGGAGUAGGCAUGUGUUGGCAAAGGCUGUUAAAUAGAAGCAGUGGCGUCUGUUAUGCUAAUAGUAUGUUAUGUGACUGCUGUUCUUGUUUUCAUGGUUACAUGCAUUUAGAGCUUUGUAUUUCAUUUGUCCUUUUCUGUUAAAACUUCGAUUUUUAAAAGAAAAAAAAGCAACCCCAUUCAAGUUGUCCAUUAAUUCUGUCAGCUUAUAUAUCUGUCAUUUGUAAAUCUCUUCAUACUAUCGUGUUUUCUCCUUUUUUAAUGAUUGAUACAGUAUCCUAAUUAUGAGGUUAUUUUGUACUUGUCUUAAUACCUUGAGUGUAAUAAAAAUGGCUUAAGAAAA
Messenger RNA from Phacochoerus africanus (Common warthog), 2714 nucleotides. RefSeq names its product SH3 domain binding protein 5 (gene SH3BP5). Gene Ontology annotation, molecular function: protein kinase inhibitor activity. Bases 149 to 1507 code for a protein of 452 amino acids. Lineage: Eukaryota; Metazoa; Chordata; Mammalia; Artiodactyla; Suidae. Gene Ontology annotation, biological process: intracellular signal transduction; negative regulation of protein tyrosine kinase activity. The record is from RefSeq and is a predicted model, not a curated record. The transcript has 9 exons. Gene Ontology annotation, cellular component: cytoplasm.